UCGUUUAACGAGUCACUUACUUUCGACUUGACGAAUAAAUUCAUUUUCUUUCUCAAUCAUUGAGGACUUUCAAGUACUCGUUUUCAGUACCAGAAAUCCAUUUCAGGGAAAGCUCAAUCAAGCUUUGAAUUCCCCAAAUAAUUAUCUCUUUGAUCGAAAAAUUUGGGAUGUUCGCGAUUGUCCAGACAAUUGUCCAGGCCGUCUGCCUCCUGGUGUUGGUAUCACCUGUUCACAAUGAACAGUGCGAUCUUCCGGAAUGCUAUGCAGAGGCAAAGCGACUGAUGGAAUCGAUUAAUGACCGAGUUGAUGCCUGUGAAGACUUUGUGGAGUUUGCAUGCGGUAAACAGUUUCCGUUAUUCGAUAGAUUGAGUGAGUCCAAUAGAAUGGGUGUUGUUGCACCAACUAUUUAUCACCUUCGCCUUUGGGGUAUCAGGAAGAUAUUACGGGCUGUUUUGGAUGAACCCCUUGAUAACGCUGAUCACAGGGCCAUUAAACUCGCUAAGAUCUAUUGGAAAAAGUGUAAAAUCGUGAAUUCAAAAGAUGCUUUGGAGGGUGUGCGUUCACUAUUCAAACAACUGGGUGGAUGGCCAGCGAUAACCGAUGCCUGGAACGACAGCCACUUCAGUUGGAUGGAAUUCAGUAAAUGGUCACGACGUCUAGGAUUUUUGCCAGCCAUGUUCAUUCACGUUGGAGUCAACGUCGAUGACGUUCACCAGCCGUGGAAUCCAAACGACACAAUAAAACUUACGAUACAGAGACCGGUUCAUACCAGUCGUUUGGUAGACGAUAAUCUUGGAUAUUUGAGGAUUGCUAAAUUUCUUACUCAGUCGAGAAUCCCAGAGGCCAAAGAGAUUGAUGAUGCUUUCCAAUUUGGAAGAGAAUUUCAUAUGAUUUUUCAGCUCGAGUGCGGUGGCCAUGGAGCAGUUCACAUGACGGAAAUGUCGAUUAAGAUAUUGCAGGAGUUGUAUCCAAUCGUCGAUUGGAUGAAGUAUUUAACAGCAAUAUUGACAACUAAUCAGAGAAAGAAUCUGGCAUCGGCUGAUUUGAUUAUCGCUGACACCUGUUUCCUGACGUCAUUCAAUGAUCUAUUUAAAAGAACCAGCAAAAGGGUGCAAGCGAAUUAUGCUUUUUUAACACUGAUCGAUGACAUGUUUCGCCUCGUCAGACCAGAAUUGGCACUGGCAUUCGCUGAAAAUCAGCGGGAACGUGAAGAUAUUUGUUUCGACUCCACAGCCACUAUUUUUGCAAAGGCACUGGAUAUUGCAAUAGUAGAGAAGAUACCACCGGGUAUGAAGGCAAAAAUAUCUGAUAUGAAGCAUCGAAUUCGAGGUAAAACACUCACAUCCAUUCUGGCAAUUCCGUGGAUGGAUUACGAAACCAAGAUGCCUAUAGUUAACCAAAUGGAUGGCUCACCCUUCGUAAUUCUUGCUCCAGACGGCAUCCUCGAUGAUAAAUACUUCAACAGGUUGGAAUUGCUCCAAACGGACGCAAUUCAGACGUACUUUAUUCAGAUCAAUGGUUUUCUCGUUGAUCAUUAUUAUCUACAGGCUGGACGGCCGCGGAAUGAAUAUGAAAUUCAUGGACGCAAUGGAGAGAGCAUAAGUUUCUUGGAUAUAUUUUCACCGAAUGAUCUUCUUAUCAAACCUGAUAGCUUGGGGAAACAAAUCUAUGUUCCAGCGGCGUCGAUAUUGACCCGAAAAAUUCUAUUAUCGAAAGAACUGGAGUUUCUCAAUUACGCAACAGUGGGACGAGAAAUAGCAACAGCUCUGGGUAUCAGCAUUUAUAAAAAGAACUGGUUUUCAAGUAUUGACUCAAUGAAGAACCCUUUGCCGUCAAAAUCAAUGCUGAAUCACUUCACAAGUCUUGAAUCGUGUUACACGAUGGCAUUCACACAGGCUGGACUUGAAAUGCAUUCAGCUGUUCUCAUGUUUUCCCUCAUCGGUGCUGCAGAGCUCACAUACAAAAUAAUAUUUGAUGAUUGCCAAUUCGAUGACUGUGGAGUAACACUUCCAAAUUUCAAUUACACGCCUCAACAAAUAUUUUGGAUGCACGCAAUCACCUCUGACUGCGACCGUGAUCUGAAAUACAGAUACAACACAAUGUUAUCGAAUAAUGAGGCAUUCGUCAGGGACUUUAAUUGUCAGUUUGGAUCCAAAAUGAAUAGCCGCAACAAGUGUAAAAUCUUCACUUGAAUAAUACUCACGGAAAAGUUGAAAAAAUCUAUGAAAAAAAUGGUAUUCAUUACUUAGUAUGAAAUAUUUUACCUUGUUCCCUUUAAAUUGCAACGUUAAUGGAACACCAGGAAUUUGAAU
Messenger RNA from Fopius arisanus, 2312 nucleotides. RefSeq names its product neprilysin-1. The transcript is spliced from 13 exons. Gene Ontology annotation, molecular function: metalloendopeptidase activity. Gene Ontology annotation, cellular component: plasma membrane. Gene Ontology annotation, biological process: protein processing. The record is from RefSeq and is a predicted model, not a curated record. Lineage: Eukaryota; Metazoa; Arthropoda; Insecta; Hymenoptera; Braconidae. Bases 168 to 2192 code for a protein of 674 amino acids.